This is a messenger RNA of Owenia fusiformis, 856 nucleotides long. The record is from the annotation of a GenBank genome assembly. NCBI's taxonomy places the organism in Eukaryota, Metazoa, Annelida, Polychaeta, Sabellida, Oweniidae.
AUGAUUUUGCUCAAAUAUCAUUUAAAUGAUACAUUUACAAUCAUUAGGCAAAAUAACCAAUCGCAUGAUUGUGUCAUUAGGUCCUGGUUUUGUAAUUCUUUCACGAUAAACAGCUACAUGGACAUAAUGGCCAUGGAUGGGAAAAAGAUUUCCUUAUAUUUCAAUGAGAAUUACUUGAGAAGAAAAACAGGGAAUAUCCCAGAAUUCAGAAGUGCACAUCUCAUCGCAAGGGAGGUUCAUCUUUUCAUAGAAAUUAAAAUAUCAAAGAAUUCUGGGUUAUUUCUUCUUAUGAAAUCAGAUUGAAAUCCAGGUGUACAAAGGAAGUCAACCAUAAUGCUUUUGGUUGAGAAAUGUAAUUUUUGUAUCAAGUCUUAUGUAUUAUACCAGUCCAAUUCACAGUAGAAAAAUAGUAUGAAAAAUACUUGGCUUGUCUGUGCAUUAUACUGUAAUAAUCUACGCAAUUUGAUUUAUUACAACCCCAUCUAAUUGAAGGCCCAUGGUAUAUAUUAUAAUCCCAUCGAACGAAGUUUGAAGGGAUAUACUGAUAACGCCUCUGUCAGUCUGUUGUCCAGGUAAUAACUCAAAUAUCAAUUGCCCAAAAUUGAUUAUAUUUUAUACUCCAUACUUCAUGUGAGAACAAGCUCUUAUAUUAAAAAUGGCUGUCGGUUUCAAAAUCUUAUGUGUGAAUACUUAUUACACUUGUUUAUAUUUGCGCUGUUACUAUAAAUGAAGUAGAGCGAUUUUGUUGAUAUUUCAUAUGUGAAUACUUAGAAUAUGACACUAUGACAAUAUGACACUAAUGACAAUUUGGCUAAUAGGUGGCCAUUAUUUCAAACAUCCAUUAUUAUGAAUGUUU